UUUCAAGACUUCUUGGGACACAAAGGGUUAAAUCCUAAAGGAAUACAAAUUUGUGCAAUUCCUCAAUGCAAAAACUCCGAGUUUGUGAACGUUAGAUGUUAUAAUUUCUGUGUCAUGCUAUAAAUAAAUAAUCUCCAUGCCUUUAUAGGAAAUCAAUCGUUAUAUUCGACAGUUUUGUACUGAAAAACACAACAAUUGCAUUGACAUUGAAAGAAUUGUGUGUUUUGAAACCCAACCCAACCCAAAUUGUAUUGGUUACGAAAUUACGAAUGUUUUAAGUUUAUAGCUGGGAUUUAUGGAUAAUUUCGCACCAGUUGUACCAUCAGAUUAAAGAAUUCGAAGGAAUCUCAAAAAAUUAUGUCUAAUAUUUUGACAAUUAAUUUCCUAGAAACAACACAGCAUUUAAUGACACCAUAAUUUUAUAUUUGCUCAAUCAAAAUGGUCAAAAUUCUCAGCAAAAUAAAUCAAAUAUUCCAAAAAUUUCGUAAAUAACACAACUAACAUGUAUAUGCACCAAGAAGGUCCGCAACACGAUUCGGAAAGUCUCCAUCAAUUAAGAAGAUCAACACAACCGAAUAGAUCACAAUAUUUAGCAACAAUGCCAGAUCCUUCAGACGUAAUGCGUUAUGAAUGGCGAAACGCCAGGAGAUUGGAAAUUAUAAAAAUGACUGAAGCGGUAAUUGAAGCUAUUGGCACAGGAGAUUACGAAACGUAUAGAAAAUUAUGCGAUCCAAACAUGACUUCAUUUGAGCCAGAAACUCUUGGAAAUUUAAUCGAAGGGGUCGAUUAUCACAAAUUUACCUUUGAUAAUUUGUAUCCAAAACAAAAAGCGAUUAAAAUACGAAUUUUAAACCCUCAUGUACGUCUUUUAGGGGAUAAUGCUGCUUCUAUUGCGUACAUUCGUUUAACACAAUUCGUUGAUGGUGAUACCGGAUAUCUUUUUAGUACCCGAACUCAAGAAACAAGGAUUUGGAGAAAAAAAGAAAACGUAUGGUAUAAUGUACAUGUUCAUAGAAGUGGAAAUGAACUCAUUCGAAAAUCAAUUAUUUAAUUAUUGUCCUGAUAUGUUUUUAUUAUUUUACUAAAUUUAAUUUA
Onthophagus taurus is the source of this 1095-nucleotide messenger RNA. The record is from RefSeq and is a predicted model, not a curated record. Lineage: Eukaryota; Metazoa; Arthropoda; Insecta; Coleoptera; Scarabaeidae.